Molecule: messenger RNA, 1443 nt
Organism: Callorhinchus milii (elephant shark)
Lineage: Eukaryota; Metazoa; Chordata; Chondrichthyes; Chimaeriformes; Callorhinchidae
Product: origin recognition complex, subunit 2
Biological process (GO): DNA replication
Cellular component (GO): nuclear origin of replication recognition complex; nucleus
Molecular function (GO): DNA replication origin binding
Source: RefSeq, a predicted model, not a curated record
AUGACCGGGCCCAAGGAGGUGCCGAUGCUGUUGGGAACAUUCGCAUUUAAAACAUCCAGCAAAAAGAACAAGCUUGCUGAAGUCGCCACGGAACUGGCCAGGACACCCCGGAGCGGCACUUCCCUUCACCGGGCUCCUGCUGAGAAGCCCACUCCCACCCAGCGGUCACCAGCUCUUCACCGCAAGCCAAAGAAAGCCUCUCUACAUGGCGUAGCCUCAACGCCGUAUCGUUUGCGCAAGAGACUGAAAGAUCCCAAUGUUCAGUCAGACAGUGAGAGCGAGCUGUCCGAGUCUGUGUCGGAGGAGGAAGAUUCGCACAGCGAGGAGGAGACCGUGAAAGGCAGAGGAGGAGCGGAGGCCAACAGAACCCACAAGUUGACUCCAGCGAGGAAGAGAGGCAAACGAGGAGCUCGCAUCACUCAAGAAGUGGUGGAAGAUUACUUUGACGCCCACAAAACCUCGAAGGUCAUCACUUCUGACCGCACGUUGUCCAAGCUGCAGUCUCCACGCCUUGACCAGGAAACCCUCGGCCGCCUGCUCAGAGCUGUGCAGCUGCCGUUCCGCGAGGAGCGCAAGCAGCUGGAGCGGGAGUACCGAGGCCUCUUUGCAAAGUGGAUGACGCAGCUCAGACUGGGGUUCAAUGUGCUGCUGUAUGGACUGGGGUCCAAGCGCAAUCUGCUGGAGGAGUUCAGAUGUGCGCUCCUGCCCAACCGCUGCCAUGUGGUCAUCAACGGAUACUUCCCCUCCAUCACCAUCAAGAUGGUGUUGAAUUCAAUUAUAUCAGAAGUUCUAGAAGAUGGAAUCGGCAUUCGCAACCCUAUGGAGCAGCUGGCUCACAUCUGCUCCAGGUUCCGGCAGGAUAGCAGCUUGGAGCUCUACCUGGUGAUUCACAACAUCGACGGGGAGAUGUUGCGCGCCGAGCGGAGCCAGCGGGCUGGCCAACUGGCCAGUCUGCCGAACGUGCACCUCAUCGCCAGCGUCGACCACAUCAACGGCCCUCUCAUCUGGGAGCAGAGCAAAGUUGGCUGGUUUAACUGGCUGUGGUGCGAGGUCACGACCUACGAGCCCUACGCAGAGGAGACGUCGUACGAGAACUCGCUGCUCGUCCAACAGUCGGACUCGCUUGCGCUCAGCUCUCUCACCCACGUACUGCGCAGCUUGACGCCCAAUGCCAGGGGAAUAUUCCAGCUGCUUGUGGAGCAUGAGAUCGACAAUAAAAACAACCCCUCCAACCCAGGUUUGUCGUUCCAGGACUUCUACGAGCGCUGCCGAGUGGCGUUCCUGGUGAACAGCGACCUCACCCUGAGAGCGCAACUCACCGAGUUCCGCGACCAUAAACUCAUCCGCACCAAGAAGGGCGCUGAUGGAGUGGAGUACCUGAGCAUUCCCAUCGACGCUUCGACGCUCGGCAGCUUCAUGGAAAACCAAGACCUGGAUUCGUGA